Molecule: messenger RNA, 2464 nt
Organism: Equus caballus (horse)
Lineage: Eukaryota; Metazoa; Chordata; Mammalia; Perissodactyla; Equidae
Source: RefSeq, a predicted model, not a curated record
GCAGCUCUGCUUCCCUGGCUCCUCUCUGCGUCCUCCCUGCCCUGCCAACAAUAUGCGGCUUGCCAGUUUGGUCAGCUCCUGCUCCCUCCUACUGCUAUUGGGGGCCUUGCCUGGAUGGGCAGCCAAUAAUGAUCCGUUUGAGAAGGUCAUUGAAGGAAUCAACCGAGGGCUGAGCAAUGCAGAGAGAGAGGUGGGCAAGGCCCUGGAAGGCAUCAAUAAUGGAAUCACUCAAGCCGGAAGGGAAGUGGAGAAAGUUUUUAAUGGACUUAGCAACAUGGGGAGCCAGGCCGGCAAGGAGCUGGACAAGGGCAUCCAGGGGCUCAACCACGGCUUGGACAAGGUAGCCCAUGGGAUCAACAAUGGCGUCGGACAAGCAGGAAAGGAAGCAGAGAAGUUUGCCCAUGGGGCCAACCACGCUGCUGGACAGGUUGGGAAGGAGACAGACAAAGUGAUUCAGGGGGCCCAUCAUGGGGUCAACCAGGCGGGAAGUGAGGCGGGGAGGUUUGGCCAGGGAGUUCACCAUGGGGUCAGUGAGGCCUGGAAGGAGGCUGAGAAGUUUGGUCAAGGGGUCCAUCAUGCCGCUGGGCAGGCUGGGAAAGAGGGAGAGAAAAUAGGCCAAGGUGUCCAUCAUGGAGUUAACCAGGCUGGGAAGGAGGCUGAGAAGCUUGGCCAUGGAGUCCACCAUGGAGUUAACGAGGCCUGGAAGGAGGCUGAGAAGUUUGGUCAGGGGGUCCACCAUGCCACUGGGCAGGCUGGGAAAGAGGGAGAGAAAAUAGGCCAAGGUGUCCAUCAUGGAGUUAACCAAGCUGGGAAGGAGGCUGAGAAGCUUGGCCAUGGAGUCCACCAUGGAGUUAACGAGGCCUGGAAGGAGGCUGAGAAGUUUGGUCAGGGGGUCCACCAUGCCGCUGGGCAGGCUGGGAAAGAGGGAGAGAAAAUAGGCCAAGGUGUCCAUCAUGGAGUUAACCAGGCUGGGAAGGAGGCUGAGAAGCUUGGCCAUGGAGUCCACCAUGGAGUUAACGAGGCCUGGAAGGAGGCUGAGAAGUUUGGUCAGGGGGUCCACCAUGCCGCUGGGCAGGUUGGGAAAGAGGGAGAGAAAAUAGGCCAAGGUGUCCACCAUGGAGUUAACCAGGCUGGGAAGGAGGCUGAGAAGUUUGGCCAUGGAGUCCACCAUGGAGUUAACGAGGCCUGGAAGGAGGCUGAGAAGUUUGGUCAGGGGGUCCACCAUGCCGCUGGGCAGGCUGGGAAAGAGGGAGAGAAAAUAGGCCAAGGUGUCCACCAUGGAGUUAACCAGGCUGGGAAGGAGGCUGAGAAGUUUGGCCAUGGAGUCCACCAUGGAGUUAACGAGGCCUGGAAGGAGGCUGAGAAGUUUGGUCAGGGGGUCCACCAUGCCGCUGGGCAGGCUGGGAAAGAGGGAGAGAAAAUAGGCCAAGGUGUCCACCAUGGAGUUAACGAGGCCUGGAAGGAGGCUGAGAAGCUUGGCCAUGGAGUCCACCAUGGAGUUAAUGAGGCCUGGAAGGAGGCUGAGAAGUUUGGUCAGGGGGUCCACCAUGACGCUGGGCAGGCUGGGAAAGAGGGAGAGAAAGUGGUCCAGGGGGUCCAUCGUGGAGUUAACCAGGCUGGGAAGGAGGCUGAGAAGUUUGGCCAUGGAGUUUAUUACUCUUCAGGGCAGGCUGGGAAAGAGGGAGACAAAACAGUCCAAGGUGUCCAUCCUGGGGUGAACCAGGCUGGGAAGGAGGCGGAGCAGUUUGGCCAGGGGGUCCACCAUGGGGUCAAUGAGGCCUGGAAGGAGGCUGAGAAGCUUGGUCAGGGGGUCCACCAUGCUGCUGGGCAGGCUGGGAAAGAGGGAGAGAAAGUGGCCCAGGGGCUCCAUCCUGGAGUUAACCAGGCUGGGAAGGAGGCUGAGAAGCUUAGUCAGGGGGUCCACCAUGCCGUUGAACAGGCCGGAAAGGAAGCAGACAAAGUGGUCCAAGGGGUCCACAAUGGGGUCAACCAGGCCGGGAAGGAGGCAGAGAAAUUUGGCCAAGGGGUUCACCACGCUGCUGGCCAGGCCGGAAAGGAAGCGGAGAAGCUUGGCCAAGGGGUCCACCACGCUGCUGGCCAGGCCGGAAAGGAGGCGGACAGGUUGCAGCAGAAUGUUCAUAAUGGGGUCAACCAAGCCGGCAAGGAGGCCAACCAGCUGCUGAAUGGCGGUCAUCACGGCGGUUCCACCGGCCAGACCGGAGGGGCCGCAACCACAUUAGCAUCUGGAGCCUCGGUCAACAAGCCCUUCAUCAACCUUUCAGCUCUGUGGAGGAGUGUCGCCAACAUCAUUCCCUAAAUUGAGGUCCUGGCCUUCCUGAGCAGACACGUUCCUGUUGUCACAUCAGUCGAGAUGACCUGGAGGAGCUGGGGGUGGGGGCUGGAUUUCUGGAGUCCCCUGGGGGCUCUACUGAGACUUGUGAAUAAAUAUGACACAUGUACUCUC